Molecule: messenger RNA, 2162 nt
Organism: Crotalus tigris (Tiger rattlesnake)
Lineage: Eukaryota; Metazoa; Chordata; Lepidosauria; Squamata; Viperidae
Gene: AQP8
Product: aquaporin 8
Exons: 5
Coding region: 1-762 (253 amino acids)
Biological process (GO): water transport; transmembrane transport
Cellular component (GO): plasma membrane
Molecular function (GO): water channel activity
Source: RefSeq, a predicted model, not a curated record
AUGUCCGACGUGGAAUUUGGACGGAUGUCUUUCAAAGAGGAGAGCAAGCGUGUCCCGGCCCAGCCCCACUGGUACGAGCGCUACCUGCAGCCUUGCAUCGGGGAGCUGGUGGGCUCGGCCUUCUUCAUCUACAUCAGCUGCGUUUCGGUCAUCGAGAACUCAGAGGGCACCGGGAGGCUGCAGCCGGCCUUGGCUCAUGGGUUGGCGCUGGGACUCACCAUUGCCAUCUUGGGGAAUAUCAGCGGAGGCCACUACAAUCCUGCCGUUUCCCUGGGGGCCUGGCUCGUUGGCGGGCUGAACAUGGUGAUGGUCAUUCCGUACUGGAUCUCCCAAUUCUGCGGGGGAAUGAUUGGAGCUAGCCUGGCUAAGGUGACCACAGAAAGGGAGAGAUAUGAAAAUGCCACAGGAGCAGCUUUCACGGCCAUCACCUCAGAUCAUCAGCUCCCAGCUGCUGUGGUGGGGGAGAUUGUGAUGACCAUGUUCCUGGUGAUGGCUGUCUGCAUGGGGGCCAUUAAUGAGAAAACCAAGAGUCCACUGGCACCCUUCUGCAUUGGCUUCACCGUCACCGUGGACAUCCUGGCUGGGGGAGCCGUUUCUGGAGCCUGCAUGAAUCCAGCCAGAGCUUUUGGCCCUGCAGUGGCUGCCAACUACUGGGACUAUCACUGGGUGUACUGGGUGGGCCCCAUGGGGGCUGCGCUUCUGGUGGGCGCAUUGAUAAGGUUCUUGAUCGGGGACAGCAAGACGCGCUUCUUCCUCAAGUGAGGGGCCCUGCCGGGACCGCCGCCCCCCCGUCCCCGCGCGACCCCAGGUUGCCGCCGCCGCCGCCCUUGCCCGGGGAAGAGACUGGCACAAGCGGGGCUCCACCAAGCGUUCAUUUUUGGCCCUGAAAAAGGGGCGGUGUGGUGUUUUUUUCCCAUGGUUGCAAACCUGGGACAUUCUGCCUCUCCUGUUUUGAAACGCUGCCUCGAAGGAGAGAGACAAAGGCGAAGAGGCGGCGGCCCCGGCAGAUCCACCAGCCGAAGCGUGGAAGCCGCUCCGGGAGGAGCUUCGGCCCAAACGGCCUCCGGGGACCCGGGUGAAGCGCUUCCACCGACCGGAUCCCAUCUGGAAAGGGGCUCCUUCGCCCAGCCGAGCGGGAGGAAGAGCCGGGCUGGUCCGGCUCCCACGGCGAUGCCCUGAGCUCUCGGGACACCUCGGCCGGGCUCGGAGAGGCCCAGCCGCUCCCUGGGCGUGGACCCUCCCCGGCGGAGCUUCCCUCCCCAGAGAGCGUCCCCUUAGCGGCCUCCCUGUGGCCCCGAAGCCUCUCCGCCCAUGCGCGGGGCUGCAGCCAGGCGCCUCCCCGCCCUCCGGCGCCUUGAGAGGCUUUGGCCCAGAUGCCCCCCAAACCCCCGCGCUGGCCCCGGGCCUUGCGGGGGGAGCUCCCCUCCCAGCCGCUUCCUGGACCCGCCACCCCCCAAGUCCCCGAGACUGGCGCCCCCGCCCCGAGAGCCGCCUCCCCGCGCCCUUCGAGAGGCGCUGCGCGGCGGGGGUUCUCGGAGCGGAGACCCCGCCCGGGCUGGGCCGCGGCCGGCGGUCGCCCUGCCCGAAGGAGCCGGCGCUGCGCUUUGCCUGCUGGGAUCGGGAGAAGCCGGGAUCCGGAGACGGCCGCGGCCCUGGGGAGGUCUUUCGCUCCAAGCCAAGGCCGCGGCGCUCUGCGGCCAGUUAAGGGGGCCGCCGGGCCGGGUCUUUCCCCGCCGCCUCGCCGAGCACUGAGCCAGCGGCUGCUUUGCACAAACCUGAACGCGGAACUGCAGGUGGACAAUGGGGACACGUCCUGGCCUUGCACACCAGCAUAUGGGGAGAGGACUGUGGAAGUUUGGGUGAUAACGUUGAUCCUCGAGUUAGCUCCUGCCUGCGGUGGAGGGGCGUCCUCUUUGCUAGCCUCCUAUUGCUUGGCUGUUACGCAAGCACUGGUUACUUAACCAUUAUCUAUUGAAUUAGCCACAGAUUGUUGGAUUAAGCUACUGUUUAGUUUGGGAUCGGAGUACUGCCUGGCCUCCACCAGUGUUCAAACCAUCCUCUCCCAAGCAGAUCUACAGCUGUGCCGCACUUCUGGAGAUACUAACUAGCACAUUAGGCUGAACUCACAAACCAUAAUAAUAAAGUGAAAACCCAGAAAAGCA